This is a messenger RNA of Trypanosoma grayi, 2436 nucleotides long. Its product is annotated as putative suppressive immunomodulating factor. Lineage: Eukaryota; Euglenozoa; Kinetoplastea; Trypanosomatida; Trypanosomatidae. Gene Ontology annotation, molecular function: protein binding. Bases 1 to 2436 code for a protein of 811 amino acids. The record is from RefSeq and is a predicted model, not a curated record. The transcript has a single exon.
AUGGCGUCCCCGCUUACACUGCGCGAGCUUGACACACACGAGAGGGACGACCAGCUGCUCCUCGAGCGCUUCGAGCUGUGCCGCCACGAUGUGGCGCGUGUGUCGUCGAGCCCCAUUCUGCCCGACUGCAUUGCUGUGACGACAAAGGGCGGUUUCGUGGAGCUCAUUAACAUUGCCACCGGGGCGUUCCGCGUGUUUCUCAGCCACUUGGGCGGCACGCCGCUGGAGUCGCCGCUGCGCUGCUUCGCCCUUGUGCCGGCGCUCUACGCCGCGCGUGGCACGCACCACCUGCUGUACUCCAUCGCGUACUCGAACGAGCUGCUGCUCGCCGACAUGGAGUGCGGCGGGGUGGAGGUGCUCGCGACCUUUCAUAGCCGGCCUAGCGUCGUCUUCUGCGACGGCGACCACAUGGCGUGCGGCGAGGGCUGCGGGCAGGUGGCGUUGUGGCGGGUGCACGGCGGUGCGACGCUCGUGUGGCGGCGACCGGUGUUCAGCGACACAGUGAUCUGCCUCACGGUAGAGCGGGAGUAUGUCUGCUGCGCGUCAGCGGACUAUCGCUGCCAUGUACUGUCGCUCACAUCGGGUGAAGUCGUCGCGACACUCGCGCAGGAACCAGCGCCGGCUGUGGCGCUGCAGCCUAUUGCCGACGCGCAGCUCAGCCGCGGCCUCACUGCUGUAUGUCUUCCCGGCGUGCUCUCCGUGUAUUCACCCCCACACAAGGACGGCGUUGUUGCCGUCACUGCUGCAGCAGCAGCAGCGGCAGCAGUAGCAGCCACAGGCACUGUGUGGGAAUGCGUGGGGGCGUUGCGCCUCGACGUGCAGAUCAGCUGCGCAAGUUGCUGCGCGGGCUUUAUGGCAUUCGGCACGAACUCCGGUGUUGUUCUUCUUAUGGGUGUUGACGCCGUAAGCGGUGCGGUGGAGGAGCUUGUGCGGUUUGACGUUGGCUUCGCCGUUGUGGGUGCGCAGCUCUUUCCGAGUGGCACACUGGUGGUGGUGACGUCCGCCGGAGAUGUGUGGAAGUGGGCCGUCACCGACCUGCUGCCGGCGGAGGGCGAUGCGGCGGCGGAGAGCGAUGACGUGCCGCUGCCGAACUUGCAGCCGCCUGCUGCAGAAGAACUAGCAACAACAACAAAAGUAGAAGCAGUAGCGGAGGCGGCAACGAGCCAGGGCGAGAGGGAUGACGGCAGUAGCAGCCAACAGAAGGAUGAGAGGAGCUGUGAUGACGAGGAUAGUACGGAAGAUGAGGAGGAGAUUGUGGUCGUGAUGGAUGAAGACGCCGCGUCGUCUUUAUUGUCGUCGUCAUCGUCGUCGCGAAGAUCGGCGGGAGAAGGGUAUGACAUUGGAGUGCUGCGCGAUGGAGUGGGCGAUGCUUCGCUCGACCCCAACCUCAUCACUGAUGAGAAGCCCAGCAGCGAUGCUCCUGCUGUCGCUGUUUGUGGUGAUGUUGCAUCACUGGGGGCUGCGGCUCACGACGCGGCUGACGGCGGCUGGUCGGAGCGGUCCCUCCCGCCAAGCAGCAUCAGUGUCCUGGGCUGCACCACUGGCGUAGCGGACACCUUGCGGAGUGCCUGCGUUGCCCCGCUCCGGCCAUCGCCAAACGCCGACACGCCGCUGCUGCAGCCCGUUCCUGGUACUGCUGGUGCCAUUGGCCGUGAUGCCAAGGAGCAGCACCGAGACGAGGCGAUGGUGACGAAGAACGAUGCCGCCGCCAAGCGUGGCUCCACCUCGUCGUUGUCGCCGCACGCACUGCAGCAGGCGCUGCGUGGGGCCGAAUUGGGGCCGCCAGCCGUGAUCAGUGGUCUGCGCGCGGGAAGACGCAUGGACCCACGCAAGGCACGCCACAUUGUCGAGAGCGGCGUCCCCGCCACGCUGUCAACAACAACAACAACAACAACAGUGGCAGUGCCCUUGUCGGUGCCGGAGAGCCAAAGCUCGAAGAUGCUCGUCGACCAUCGCCAGGCCCUCGAAGAUGCGGCGUUCAGCUACGCAGAGUACGCCAAGAUGCAUCCACUCAAAGUGGAGGCGCUCAAGUACCGCUACCCUGUGAAGCUUCCGGUGUACGGGCUCCACGAGCAGGUGUUUGUGCCGACAGACGCACGCCUGAAGGACCGCCCCGAAAACAACGAUGGGAAUGUCGAGGGCGGUGACGCGCACAGUCAACCACCGCCACAACCGCCGCUACGGCAACAACCACCAGUCAUAGACGACCUUAUGGAUGCGACGUUUCGGAACUUCACAAGGCGAAAGGACGCCGCUCUCGAGAAGGAGCGUCGCCGUGGGGGUCCAGAUAUUCUGCGCCAUUCAUGCGACAGUCUUCUGUUCACUCCACCAGACGCGAGCGCCACCGUUCUCUUCAAUGAGUACCGCGUACAGCCUGGCGUGCCCGACACACUUCUUCUGCCCAUGCCGCUGCCGCCCACACCAUCCGUAUUUUGA